Molecule: messenger RNA, 1596 nt
Organism: Wickerhamiella sorbophila
Lineage: Eukaryota; Fungi; Ascomycota; Dipodascomycetes; Dipodascales; Trichomonascaceae
Product: ENTH domain-containing protein C19F8.03c
Exons: 1
Coding region: 1-1596 (531 amino acids)
Biological process (GO): clathrin coat assembly; clathrin-dependent endocytosis; vesicle budding from membrane
Cellular component (GO): clathrin-coated vesicle; clathrin-coated pit
Molecular function (GO): clathrin heavy chain binding; phosphatidylinositol-4,5-bisphosphate binding; SNARE binding
Source: RefSeq, a predicted model, not a curated record
AUGCUUAAACUAGUAAAGGGUGCUACGAAACCCAAGGCCGCGGCCCCCAAGGCCAAGUAUAUUGAGCCGAUUUUGGCCACCACCUAUGAAGAAGGUAAAGACUUUGCCACAACAAUGGAAGCUUUGGGGCGUGUGCUGGCCAAAACCCCGGCUUGGACGAGCCAGUACAAGGCUCUUAUUGUGCUCCACAUCAUGAUUCGCGAAGGCUCAGAAGAGGUUACCCUAAAAUACCUGUCUAAACAUCCUCGCAUGUUGGAACCCGACGAGGCCACUGCCCGUCAAGCAGUGGGGCUUCUACGUUACUGCCGUUAUAUUUCUGUGCGUGCAGCUCAAUUCCGUGAAACAAAGGUUGAUUAUGUGCGCUACAAGACACGUCAGGGCCACGGCCGGCUUUAUGGCCUCACCGUGGACAAGGGCCUUUUACGAGAGUCUGAGAGUGUGAUUGUCCAGCUCGAGGCUCUGCUCAAAUGUCACUUUGAGGAACAAGACGUCGACAACGAUGUUGUAUUAAUGGUUUUCCGCUUGCUCAGCCACGACCUUCUGUCCCUGUUCCAGGUCCUCAACGAGGGUGUUAUCAAUUUGCUUGAACACUACUUCGAGCUGUCAAAGGUCGAUGCAGAGACUGCUCUUGAUGUAUAUCGUGGGUUCACAAGACUCACAAAUAAGGUCAUUUCUUUCCUGAGGGUCGCAAAAAAUCUCGAAUACCAAACAAAGUUCCAUGUGCCCAACAUCAAGCAUGCACCCACCUCGCUUGUUUCCUCUUUGGAAAUGUAUUUGAACGAUCCUGAUUUCGAAACUAAUCGCAGACAAUAUCUUGCCGAGAAGUCCGCUAAACCCCGUCGAGAUCGUGAAGAUCGUAGCGAGCUUGCCCAGCAACCUACCGCUAAUCAGCGAGAACUCAGUGCCAAGGUACAAGGCGACGAGUCCUCUCAGCCCCCCGCAAUGCAACAACGGCAACCUUCGUUCAAACUUUCCAACCAGAUGCAACAGCCACAGACAAUUCAGUUCGCUCAGCCGGCGCAGCCUGUCCAGUCUCAGCAACCACAGCCCGUACAAGCUGCCCCAGCAAGAUCAAGCUUCGAUCUGCUUGAUUUCGGACAGGCAACUUCUGCCCCGGCCGCUGCCCCGGCCGCUGCCCCUGUGCCUGCUCAACCCUCCCCUUACAAUCCAUUCUACGCACAGGUCCAACAAGAAGUGCUUGCACAAACCCAAGCAGCCCAAAUCCAGCUUGAGCAGAGCCAGGCCCAGAUGCAGAUGCAGCAGAUGCAGUAUCAGCAGCAGCAGUUGCAACAGAGCCAGCUGCUGCAAGCACAGCUCACUGGUGGGUGGGACCUUGGACAGGUUCCCUCGCACCAGCAGCAACAGCCUUUUGCCAACCAGCAAGUCGCCCAACACACACAGCCAAUGCAGAGCCAGUCGUCUAUUCUACCUGUACAAACUACGGGAUAUAACCCGUUCAAACGAGUUUCUAUGAGUACGAAUCCUUUCGCACAAGACCAAGUGAACCCACAACAGUCCCACUUCGUCCCACAAAUGGCUUCUCAGAUGGCCCAGCAAGUCACAGGCACCAACCCAUUCCGAAAUAGCAUUCAAUGA